Ilyonectria robusta is the source of this 1062-nucleotide messenger RNA. Its product is annotated as 2,3-dihydroxybenzoic acid decarboxylase. The record is from RefSeq and is a predicted model, not a curated record. The transcript is spliced from 6 exons. The coding region runs from base 1 to 1062 and encodes 353 amino acids. Lineage: Eukaryota; Fungi; Ascomycota; Sordariomycetes; Hypocreales; Nectriaceae. Gene Ontology annotation, cellular component: cytosol; cytoplasm. Gene Ontology annotation, biological process: secondary metabolic process. Gene Ontology annotation, molecular function: hydrolase activity; carboxy-lyase activity.
AUGGCGCUGAUCAGUGUUGCUUUCACACUUUUUCUUCUUACUUCAACUGAGGCUAAACGGUGGAACAACACUGGGCAGGGUUCUGUAAUCUUUGAGGAAGCUCUCAGUCUAGACUAUCCAGAAUUCUCUAAAACAAUUGCUGCACCAAUUUUAGGCCAGACGUAUGAUGAUCUCAUCGCAAACCUGGCCGACGUUCACAACCAGCGCAUCCGUUACAUGGACGAGGCGGGCGUUGAUUACAUGGUGCUCUCUUUAACUUCUCCCGGAAUUCAGGAAAUCGGCAAUGCCGCUUUGGCUGAGAGCCUGGCUACGCAAGCCAACAAUGAUUUUGCUGCACUGAUCGCCAACAACACUGAGAGGUUUGGAGCAUUUGCAGCUCUGUCCAUGCACAACGCUACUCAAGCCGCAGAGGAGCUGCGCCGCUGCGUUCAGGAACUCGGGUUUCAUGGAGCUCUGCUGAAUGACUUCCAACAAGUCGACUAUGACAAUCAAACACUUCUUUACUACGAUAGCCAGGCAUACGACCCAUUCUGGGCAAUGGCUGUUGAGCUCGAUGUUCCAAUCUAUCUUCAUCCCCGGGCACCGACACCUCUGGUGAAAAAGCUUGACUAUGCCCAUGCCACGUGGGUCUUGGGAGCUCCUCAUCAGUUUGCGGUGAGCCUGUCGACUCACAUUGUUGGACUAUGCACCAACGGUGUUUUCGACCGUUUCCCAAGACUUAAGGUAGUUGUUGGUCAUCUGGGCGAGCGUAUCCCUAGCGACUUCUGGCGCAUUGACGAAAUGUUGGCUCGUAAGGUUCCUGAAGGAAUGCCAAUGAAGAAGAAAUUCUCAUCUUAUUGGCGUACCAACAUUUACGAAACGACGACUGGAAACUUCUGGACCGACCUCCUUGACUUCCACCGAAACAUCCUGGGCGCUGAUAGAAUUUUGUAUUCAGUUGAUUAUCCAUUUGUGAUGCCUCAGCAGGGAGCUAAAUGGAUCAAGACUUUGCCUUAUAGCAAGGAAAGCAAAUUGGACUUAACCCGCCGUAACGCUAUCAAGCUCUUAAAACUAAAUAACUAA